GUUCGUUCAUCAUUGUUGAGGUGGAUGUGUUGUGCUGGGAUCCGUGUUAUAAAUUUAAUGGAUUUUUAAGUGAAUAUUGAUGAAUACAGUGAAAAUAAACUAUUAGCAAACAUAAAAGAAACAUAUUAUAAUUUCGAGAAUUCCACACAAGCCAGCUUAAAGGUCAAACACUAUGUUUGAUUUUUGAAAUAAAACUGCGAGGUUUCGAAAUCACGUAAUCGUAUUAAAAGACAAAGAAGCCAUGGACGUAACCGGUUCUAUAAAUGCUGAGGAGCACCUAGACAUCAUUGAGAAUGAUGAAGAGAUACAGGAUGAUUCCGAAGAGAGAGAGUUGGUGCAGGACUCUUGUUCCACCAAGGUCUUGGACAAUUCUGAGUCACCCCUCGACAGAUACCGCAUCGUGUACAUUCUAUUCUACCUCUUUGGCAUCACCUCCCUGGCUCCGUGGAACUUUCUGAUAACUGCUAAUGAUUAUUGGAUGUACAAGUUCCGGGAUGUCACACCAAGCAAUCUGACCAUGGUAGUUAGAAAGACACAGUUCCAAGCGGAGUUCACCUCAUACCUGAAUGUGGCCAUGGCUGUGCCUAACUUGGUGUUCCUUAUUCUGAACUCACUGUAUGGCCACUUAAUCCCAGUAAAGACAAGGCUACAAGGGUCUCUCAUUGUGGUCACAGUAUCAUUUCUUGUCACAACUGUAUUUGUACAAAUUGACACUGACCACUGGCAAAAUGGAUUCUUUAUAAUGACCAUGGUAACUGUGGUUAUAAUGACAGCUGCAAGUGCAGUCUUCAUUGGCAGUCUCUUUGGCAUGUCAAGCCGGUUCUCCAAAGAGUACAUGGCGGCCGCGGUCAGUGGCCAGUCCCUCGGAGGCAUCAUAGCUGCCAUUGCCCAAAUCAUAUCACUGGCCUUCAAGAUAUCCCCUCAGCACAGUGCCUUGAUAUACUUCAGCAUCGCUGACAUAAUGGUCUUGGGGUCUCUGGUUGCGUUUGUGUGUCUGUUCAAGAUUGAUUUCUUCACAUAUCACAUUUUGAGGGGUUGUGGGGGAGUAGCGGUUAACAGGCACAGGGAGGUGUCGAUGCUUCUCGUGAUGAAGAAGAUCUGGGUGUACGCGUUCAGUAUAUUCGCCGUGUUUACAAUCACCAUGUGCGUGUAUCCGGCGGUCACUGUGCUGGUGGAAUCGCACCCGAUUACUGCUGGGACCGAUUGGAAUAAUAUAUUCUUCGUUCCUGUGGUCAACUAUCUCAUAUUCAACUGCGGAGAUUAUUCAGGUCGUCUCGUUGCUGGAUUCCUGUUACGGCCGUGCAACGAGUGGAUAAUCGCCGGCGCCAGCCUCCUCCGCGUGGCUUGUGUGCCCAUGCUGAUGCUGUGCAACGCGCAGCCGCGGCGGCACCUGCCCGUGCUGUUCCCCUGGGACUACGAGUACAUCAUGAUCAUGAUCGUCUUCGCCUUCACUAAUGGCUACCUGACUAACUUGGUUAUGGUGCAUUCUACCAGGGGAGUGGAACCGCACGAACGCGAGAAGGCGUCGUCAGUGAUCGCCACGAUGCUCAGCCUGGGCCUGACGCUCGGAGCCGCUGUGGGCAUGCUGCUGGUCAGGGUCAUCUAGAUCCGCCUUGUGAGGGUACAGUAGAGGUAACUAAACCUGACCUCUCAGAGGGAUGAUUCUGAGAGGAGUCCGAGACUGUACUGUGGAAAAAGGUAUAAAUUUGCAUCGAGUACUGGUUAUGCAAUAUGCAUUUUCUUCUAUCCGCAUAAGUACACUAUGUGUGAAAAGUUUGAUAUUGUCCGCUAGAGGCGCCAGUUUGUAUGUAAACGUUAAUAUUUUUAAUUUUUUAUGCUAACUCAAACCCGUACAAGACGUACUAUUGACACAAGGAAGCCCGUUGAAUAUUUUCUGGACAAGUAAUAAAAGCAUGUUACGGCUAGCUAAAAUAGCCGUAACAUACUUUUAGAGUUUUUAGAGAUCUAUGAGAUAUAGGAACGCAACAUAUAGGUAGAUCCGAAUAUAAACCCUUGAGUUUCAUAUUGAAUUUCAUGUUUCAAUGUAAUGGUGAAUUUGGUGGCAUUAUUUCAGUUUUACAUAAUGUAAUAAAUGAAAUAACGUUUACUCAAAGCGAGUAGUGAUCAAACUAACAUUAGGCGCACUGGCCUUAUAAUAUUAUAUAGUUAGUUAUAAUAAAUAUUAUAGCUUAAAGCUAGCUAUUGAGUUUACCUUAUAGUAGGUACUCACAUUUAGUUUUAAUAAUGUUCGCUAAGCUACCAACUUAUACGGAAAAAGAAUGUAAACAUACUGAACGAAUUUAUAAACCACAGUACCUACAGCAAAGACAAAUCUAUCUCCUCAUCGCACAAAAUGUAUUGCAGAUUGCAGUAGGAACUCAAUAAAUAACUAAAAUGUUAUAUAUAUAAUCUUAUGUAUGAGUUAAUACUUAAAUCUUUGAAUGUUUAAUGUUUAUUGUAUUAGAUUGGCCUUUCAAUGUGUAUCCUCCACUGUAAGUUACGAUUAUCGUUGUGUCAGUUGAUACAACAUGAAAGAGCCACUCUGUCUGUGCGAAUACAUAAUACAAAAUGGCUAAAGGAUAGUAACCAAACGUAGCACAGUAACAUGUGUUUUUUGUUGUUGUAAAGAAAUAUCUUUUUAUAAAAUAAAAAUGGUUAUUUCAGCUAAAUGUCAUAAUAAUCCAAGGCAAUAAAAAUGGCAACUGUAAAGUUAUGCGUUCGUAAACUCAGAGUGUGCCCAGGCAUAUCUCUUAUUGUAAUGACUGCGAUAAGACCACGAAAUGAAUUUCUAGUCGCUAAUUGGGCCGAUGAUAUCAUGAGUCUUAAUUAGCAUUAGAAUAAAGUUGUAGGAAUACGUAUGUACUUGUAGUACACAAAAUGUACACGAAUUUAUUUGUGGAUAUCUUCCAUAGGAAAGCGGAAAGUAUACCUACCUAUCGUAGAUAUACAUAAUUACCUAUUAUGUAUUUGUAUAACGCACGCAGCCGAAUCAUGGUAUCUUGCCUAUUUCAUUCAUAAGUCUGUCAAUUCUACUUCCGACUCCAUUUUGAUAAGGAUUAUUUAUGUAUGUGUAUUAUUUUUGAUGACUUAAUUAUAA
Messenger RNA from Plutella xylostella (diamondback moth), 3097 nucleotides. It is a transcript of the gene Ent1, whose product is annotated as Equilibrative nucleoside transporter 1. Gene Ontology annotation, molecular function: nucleoside transmembrane transporter activity. Gene Ontology annotation, biological process: nucleoside transmembrane transport. NCBI's taxonomy places the organism in Eukaryota, Metazoa, Arthropoda, Insecta, Lepidoptera, Plutellidae. The record is from RefSeq and is a predicted model, not a curated record. Gene Ontology annotation, cellular component: plasma membrane.